Messenger RNA from Chenopodium quinoa (quinoa), 522 nucleotides. RefSeq lists its product as uncharacterized. The transcript has 2 exons. The record is from RefSeq and is a predicted model, not a curated record. NCBI's taxonomy places the organism in Eukaryota, Viridiplantae, Streptophyta, Magnoliopsida, Caryophyllales, Amaranthaceae. Bases 1 to 522 code for a protein of 173 amino acids.
AUGGAUACUUUCAGAGGAGGCUAUGACCAUAACCAAUGGAAAUUUGGUAAGAAUGUCUAUAAUGCUGCGGCUGGGUAUGAGUGGUUGAGGGAUCACAAGUCGGAGGUGGAAUGGAGCUCGUGGAUCUGGAAUAGGCUUAACAUUCCUAAAAUGAGUUUCAUUACUUGGAUUGCUAUGUGGAAUAGAGUGAAUACAAGAGAUAGGCUAAAAAGGUUUGGUAGGAUUAGUGAUGAUCGAUGCCUUCUUUACAACAAGGAGCCAGAGACAGGUGCUCAUCUUUUUUUCGCUUGCGAUUAUUCUGCUGAAUGCAGCAGGUUGCUGUGUGAGGAGCUAGGCUUGCAACAACAAUUUUCUUCCCUAGAUCAGUUGGCGGGUUGGAUGAAGAAGCCUCUAGUUGGUAGAUUUAAGAGCUGCGUGAUCAGGAGUUGCUUUUGUGCUCUAGUGUAUAAGGUGAAUCCCGAGACCCCUCAUGAUGAUUUCUCGGGUUGGAGGAUGCUCAAAGUGCAAGGUAGAAGCUUUUAA